GGACGGGACUUGGGCAGGAAUGUUGGCUGAAAUCCUUCAAGGAGUCUUCCGUCCGCUAGGGCUUGGUCGGUGUCUGUCGCCCGCCCUGCUGCCGAGCGGAGGCAGCAUGAGCCAGUUGCAGAGCUUGCUGCUAGAUGCCCUCUUGGGAACCAAGCACGUGGACAGUGCGGCCCUCAUCAAACUGCAGGAGCGGAGCCUGUGUGUCGCUACACCAGGAUUUAGUGUAAUGCCAAGUGAUGUCCAAACACUUGUGAAUGGAUUUGCCAAAAACCCUUUGCAAGCCCGAAGAGAAGGGCUGUAUUUCAAGGAAAAGGACUACAAAUGUGUCCGGGCAGAUGAUUAUUCUCUUUAUGCUAAGAAUGAGAACACUGGUAUAGUUGUUGUGAAGACCCAUCUGUAUCUUCUGGUGGCCACUUACACGGCAGGCAUGUAUCCUAGCAUCUGUGUGGAAGCCACAGAGAAGCUGGGAGAAUAUCUAAGAAAAAAAGGAAAUUAAGUCAUCAGAGGAGCAUGAAAGACAACUUUAUUAUUGUAGAGGACAACUAUAGAUCCUGAAGAAAAAAAAUACCUUAUUUUGUAUUUGAGAAACAUUAGGCAGAAAAUACUAAAAAAAAAAAAGUGAGUUGAGAGAGAACGAACAAGCUCUGUCAUCUUCUGUAACUGGAA
Messenger RNA from Chinchilla lanigera (long-tailed chinchilla), 666 nucleotides. RefSeq names its product profilin family, member 4 (gene Pfn4). Gene Ontology annotation, molecular function: actin monomer binding. NCBI's taxonomy places the organism in Eukaryota, Metazoa, Chordata, Mammalia, Rodentia, Chinchillidae. The record is from RefSeq and is a predicted model, not a curated record. Gene Ontology annotation, cellular component: cell cortex. The transcript has 5 exons. Bases 20 to 496 code for a protein of 158 amino acids.